AAUUUGUUGUUGUGUUGCGAAACCGGAGUGCGUGUCUUUUGAUGAUCGCAAUUGAUCGCGUGUGCAUGAAUUUUUUCAGCAAAUUAUAAGUCAUCGUAUGUAAUUAGUUAUAUUAUUCCUAGCUGAUUUACCAAAAUGACAGAAGUUGCUCAAAACCUUUCUGCAAUGAGUCUUCAAUCUCCAGAGGACUUUUUUUGUUUUUAAGCACUGAAGGGGACACUUUAAAGCCCAAUGGGUCAUGAUGAUAAAAUCUUAGUCAAAUUGACCAGCUGUUUCUGCUCACUCCAACACUCGGUGGAAAUGAAUUAUGAAUCAGUUUAUGAUGAAAUUUCUUCUCAUCUCUCGAAGUAGUCUCAGAGUGAACCGAAAAAUCUUACAGAUUUCUUCUUGUCCUAACUUUUCUGUGUUAGACAUGUCCAUCGAAUCUGUCAGAGACAUUGCCACCUCCCAGCAAAAAGCUGAAGGCAAAAAGACCUCUGGGAAGGACAAGAAAGGACCUGCAAAGUCGACAGUGAGUGAGCUAAAUCCAUGGCCAUCUUACAUUCAGGAAAGGAUAUCACUAUGGGACAAGUUAAAAGCCAAGUAUUUAGAAGAUCUAGCUGCAAAACCAAAAACCCCCAUCAAAGUUACAUUACCUGAUGGGAAGCAGAUAGAAGCAGAGGCAUGGAAAACUACGCCGUACGAUAUUGCUUUAGGAAUUAGCAAAGGACUGGCCGACAACACUGUCAUUGCCAAAGUAGAUGGAAUUUUAUGGGACUUGGAUCGACCUCUUGAAAGUAGUUGCAAUCUACAGUUACUUAAAUUUGAUAAUGAAGAUGCGCAACAGGUGUUCUGGCAUUCCACCGCACAUAUUCUAGGGGAAGCUUUGGAACGUGUCUAUGGAGGCUGUCUCUGUUACGGACCACCUAUAGAGAAUGGAUUUUACUAUGACAUGCAUCUUGAAAAUAAUCAGGUCUGUAACGGAGAUUUUCCUGUCAUCGAAAAUGUAAUGAAAAGUGCUGUGAAAGAAAAACAGCCAUUCGAAAGACUGGAACUGACCAAAGCUGAACUACUGGAAAUGUUCAAGUAUAACAAAUUCAAAGUGCGUAUCUUGAACGAGAAAGUAAAUACACCAACUACAACUGUGUACCGGUGUGGUCCAUUGAUCGAUCUUUGCCGAGGGCCUCAUGUUCGAGAUACAGGAAAGGUCAAAGCUCUGAAGGUUGUAAAGACUGGAGCAUCUCAUUGGGAAGGAGAUGUAACUGCUGAGAACUUGCAGAGAGUGUAUGGAAUAUCUUUCCCAGAUUCUAAGCAGUUGAAAGAGUGGGAAAGAAUUCAAGAAGAAGCUGCUAAGCGGGAUCAUAGAAAACUUGGAAGGGAGCAAGAGCUUUUCUUCUUCCAUGAACUGAGUCCUGGCUCAUGCUUCUUUCAACCUAGGGGCGCUUUCAUUUACAACACUUUGAUCGACUUCAUCAGAUCUGAAUAUCGCAAACGUGGCUUCCAAGAGGUUGUUACACCAAACAUCUAUAACACAAAAUUGUGGGAAACAUCUGGUCAUUGGACUCACUAUGCUGAAAACAUGUUCUCCUUUGAAGUAGAAAAAGAAAAAUUUGCUCUGAAACCUAUGAACUGUCCAGGCCAUUGUUUAAUCUUCGAUAACCGGAACCGAUCCUGGAGAGAGCUUCCUCUGAGGAUGGCUGACUUUGGUGUUUUGCAUCGUAAUGAAUUAUCAGGUGCACUCACAGGCUUGACCAGAGUGCGCAGGUUCCAGCAAGAUGAUGCGCAUAUAUUCUGCAUGCCAACACAAAUCAAAUCUGAGAUGACUGGGGCCUUAGAUUUUUUGAAAAGCGUCUAUGGUGUUUUCGGUUUUAGUUUUCAGCUCAAACUCUCGACCCGCCCAGAGAAGUAUCUGGGUGAAAUUGAGAUGUGGAAUGAAGCAGAAAAGCAAUUAUCAGACAGUUUAGAUGCUUUUGGGGAGCCGUGGAUCAUUAACCCAGGCGAUGGAGCUUUCUACGGCCCAAAGAUUGAUAUCACUAUCAAGGACGCUUUGAGGAGGUCUCAUCAAUGUGCGACAAUCCAGCUAGAUUUUCAAUUGCCCAUUCGAUUUAAUCUCAGUUAUAUUAAUGAGGCCGGUGAGAAAGUGAAACCUGUGAUGAUCCAUAGGGCAAUCUAUGGUUCAGUAGAAAGAAUGAUUGCAAUUCUAACGGAAAAUUUUGCCGGAAAGUGGCCAUUCUGGCUAUCACCUAGACAAGCCAUCGUCAUUCCUGUAGCUCCGCCCUUCAGUGCUUAUGCUCACAAGGUUAAAGAGGAGGUCUUCAGUGCGGGUUUCAACUGCGAUGAUGAUAUCGAGCUUGGUGAUACACUAAACAAGAGGAUUCGAAAUGCUCAAGUGGAACAAUAUAACUAUAUUUUUGUCGUUGGAGCGAAAGAGGAGGCCAACGGAACAGUCAACAUCCGUACCCGUGAUAAUAUUGUCCAUGGAGAAUUCACUGUUAGCCAUGUCAUUGAGAAGUUCCGUUACCUGAGAGACAAUCGAAUUAGAGAAAGUGAGAAAGAAACGUUUUAACUUGUUUCACAUCAUGAUCAUCGUAUGCUCUGAAGAUUUUCUUCCGAUCAGAGGAGUUGAGUUUCAGUAUUGCCAACUAUUUAUUUCUCAGUUUUAAGCUUUGAAUUAAGAAAUCGAAUGUGCUAUUUUCAAUAAUUUGUCGGUAGCUUUGGUCUCUUUUUCCCUCCUUGCUGUCCAAUGACAGCAAGCAUUUUGAAAUAGAGAGCUAGGAGUUCAUUAUUUAUUUAAUUUAUUAUAUAUAUUAUUUGCCUUUUGAAAUCUAUCACUAAAAUUUCUCAGUUUCGUGGAAACAUGAAACUUUGGUAGCAACAGACUUUCCUUGCUUACUGAAUUUAAAAAAAAAAGGAAAAAAAGUAGGGAAGACUACAUAUGGAGGCAUUGUGUAAUAUGCCCCUUACACACAAUCCUUAUGAUUUAACUUUGUCUGAAAAUUCUCCAUUGAGGAUUUAUCCAUUCUUGUAAAUUAAUAUUGACCUGAUUUCCAGAAAUGGGCCUGUUGCAAACUUUGCUAGAGCAAAAAUAAGAGUUGUUUCUAUCAGUAAAUGUUUCACAAAUCACGAUGAGCGCAUUGGUGAAGUUUGAAAUGCACUCCUAACUUCACAAUCUGUGUAAGAAAUUUGCGGUUUUUUGAGCUUCCCGGUUCAAAAACGAUACUACAGCAUAGAUGAACAUUUCAUUGGAGGUGUCAUUCUAUCUAACCCCUGUGCACCAGGAUACUACACAAUAUUCAACAUGGCCGACACCAAUCCGCCAAAACACAUGUGUCUGCAUGAGAUUCUAACCAUUUGCUAACAACCCAGCGUGUUUACAUUCACGAUUUCUUUGCGAUGAUAAAGAUCCGCUUUGGUUGACUUUGUGUUCCCGACAGCGAUUUGCGCGCAGAAGCGUUGGCUAUGUUUGGUAUUGCUAUUCCGGAAGGGUUGAAUGAAACAACUCCUCUAAUGAAAUGUAUGUUCACCUGUGCUGUAGUAUCAUUUUUGAAGUGAGAAGCUCAAAGAAAUGCAAUUUUCUUAUGCAGAUUGUGAUGUUAGGAGUGCAUUUCAAACUUUGCCAAUGCGCUCGUCAAUUUUGAGACAUUUACUGAUAGAAACAACUCUUAUUUCUGCUCUAGCAAAAGUUCGCAACAGGCCCAUUAUAGGAUAAUCUUAUCGAAAAAUUUCAGCACCUACAAGAAUUUAUGAUGGCCUUUAAUGCAGGACAUAAAUGUAAGAAUUAGAAGUAAGAGGCAAUUUUUUAUAAAACUAAAUAUUCCUGGUAGCAAAGAAUUUAAAGUAGAAAUAAUGAUCUUUUUACUUUACACAGUUUAUUUCUGUAUAAACUGAUGUAUUUAGCAACCUAUAAAUACUGCGAAAAAAUGUUUUUGCAUUCCUGAAGUUCAAUGACUGCAUUUAAAAUUUGAAAACUUGUGUGUUACUUCACUUAGAGAAAAAUUUUAAUGUGUUGAAGUUUUGAAAACCUCACUUGUGUCCGAUGGGAGUCUGAAAAUAUUGUUUGGAAUCCAAGUUUGUUUCUGCAGCAGUAGCUAGAGCUGAAAUGGAACUUCAAUGCAUUUAGUGUCCCGCUUUCUUAUUAAAGUGUAAUAUGAUGAGGAUUUUAAUUUUAGUUUCAAGGAAGUAUUUGUUUUUUUCUUUUCAUACUUGUAACUCUAAUUUUAGUCACUACAUUAAUCAUUGAUCAAAGUUUCUCUCAAAUUUUCUCAAAAUUCACACCGAGCAUACAUUUUGUUUGUAAGCUGUAGCAAGGCUGCCUCUAAUGACAGGUCCAUUUGUCCUCUUUCAAAUUUAGAGAAGACCCGAUGCCAGUGACUUUAAAUUUGUGGAAACCAUGCACAUCAAAUUCAAUAAAGUUUUCAAAACUUGC
Messenger RNA from Bemisia tabaci, 4405 nucleotides. The record is from RefSeq and is a predicted model, not a curated record. NCBI's taxonomy places the organism in Eukaryota, Metazoa, Arthropoda, Insecta, Hemiptera, Aleyrodidae.